This is a messenger RNA of Rhea pennata, 2107 nucleotides long. It is a transcript of the gene CCDC51, whose product is annotated as coiled-coil domain containing 51. Bases 520 to 1779 code for a protein of 419 amino acids. Lineage: Eukaryota; Metazoa; Chordata; Aves; Rheiformes; Rheidae. The record is from RefSeq and is a predicted model, not a curated record. The transcript is spliced from 5 exons.
GCGGGCGGCGGCGGCCCGGCCCGGCGCGGCUCGGGCGGCGGCAGUGCGUGGGUGACGCUGGGAGAAAGGAGAGCUGGUUUUCAUUGCCGUGAGGCAGCGGGGCGGAUUUGCGCAGCACGGCGGUUACCGCUCAUCGUUACCGUGACGCGUUUGCAGUCUGUAACCGGGAAAAACCUAUGGCAGAAUCAGCAGCCGGAUAGAAGCUGGUCAAACGUGCCGUCCAGCAGGAGGAACCCUUCCUAGCUGAGAAUUGUUAGCAUCAGAAGUGUUGUCUGAAGUAUGAAAGCACAUAGUAAAAAUUCACAUGGGAAGCACUUUUGGGGCUUAAGCAUUACGUUACUCUGAAGCUGAUACUGGUUCUGUGUGUAAACACUAUUCAGGAUGCAGUGAGUGAAAUAGUAAUCAAAAUGCAUAGUGGAAGUACUUACUAACAAGAGAAAAGCAGGAACCUGGGGCAGAACUACCUUUUAGUGAAAAUCCUGAAAAGUCUCCUAGCACUUUAGUAAUUAAAUUCAAGCCAUGGGGCCAAUGAAAUAUAAAUCAAGUGUAUCCUCAGUGUCAAGUGGCCUGCAGUAUCACCAUUCUCUGAUAAAGCGGAGUCAAAGAAUGAAUUUAUGCAUAAUACGGACUUACUGUUCAUCAGCACCUAAGAGGCCUGAAGCCAAGUCUGCCACAGAAAUGGCCAUGGGUCUUCUUAGUCGACUGACAGAAGCUGGGACCACUAUGGGAAGAAACUCCCUUCAAAAAAUAUCCACAAUGUGCAAGAGUUGGUGGGACAAAUAUGAAGAGUUUGUUGGUCUUAAUGAAGUUCGAGAGGCUCAGGGAAAAGUGACACAGGCUGAAAAUGUCUUUAUGAUAGCUCGAGGGAUAGUACGAGAGGCUCGUGAAAAUGUAGAAGCCCAACAAAUUAAACUGAAGGAAAUUCGGGACCGCUUAGACAGGGUCUCUCGGGAUGACACCCAAUAUUUAGAACUGGCUACUCUGGAACACAGAUUGCUGCAGGAAGAGAAGAGAUACCGAGCUGCCUAUUUAAAUGCAGAAGAAUCUGAGCGAGAAAAAUUUUCUCUCUUCUCUGCAGCCGUAAGGGAAAGUCAUGAGAAAGAGCGAACGAGAGCUGAAAAAACAAAGAACUGGUCCAUUAUUGGUUCUGUACUGGGAGCUAUUAUAGGUGUUCUUGGUUCCACCUAUGUUAAUCGAGUAAGGCUACAGGAAUUAAAAGUGUUGGUGCUUGAAGCACAGAAGGGCCCGAUUAGUCUGCAAGAAGCCAUCAAAGAACAGGCCUCCAGCCAUUACUUACAGCAGAAGGAUCUCAGUGACAUCAUAGCAGACCUGAAAAACAUGCUGCAAACAAGGACAUCACAGGAAAUAAAGGAAGGUGAUUUGUUAGCUAGAGAAGACAGGAAUAACUCAUUUAAAAUAGAUUCUCUUUUAAUUCCUUUAAAAGAACAGCUAAGCUACACUAAACAAGUCAGUUCAUGUCUGGGGAAUUUACAGCAGCAGUUUAGCAGUCUGCAAGAAAGUAUAGCACAAAUGAUUUCUGAAAUGCAGAGUGUUAAACUUGCAGUUCAUUCUAGACCUAUGGAAAGAGUGGUGCCAAGGUCUUCAGGGGAGGGUAAGGGCCAGGUGUCUGCAAUGAAAGACGUGAUUUUAGAAUUGUAUGAUACGGAACGGAGACUGGAAACACAAAUCAAGAGAAAUUCUGUUUACAGCACUGCACUGACAUGCACAAUGUUUGCUUUUACUCUGCCAGUACUUUAUAUUAUAUUUAAAGGAAACUGAUCUAAUUAAUUACUGAACUUACUAGGUUAAUAAAAGUAAACUUGUGCUCUAAGUAGUUAGAGUACGAGUCCAAAUGAAUGUGCAUUAGCAUUUUCUCGUUAUGCUUUCAUCUGUAUAGUUGGAAAACUUGUAAAGACUUUGUCUACUGAUGCAGGCGGUGUGUUAAUCAUCAUCGCUGGGCGGUUUUUAACUCCUCAAGCAAAAGAGAUUCCGCUGUUGCAAGUCUUGUACUUUUUACUAUCUGGUAUUGUGUAUCUUGCAAACCAGUAACUUUCACUGCAGAACUGUAUUCAUGAUUUUCUGUUUAAAUGAUUAUUUUCAUCUGUCA